Molecule: messenger RNA, 752 nt
Organism: Zea mays
Lineage: Eukaryota; Viridiplantae; Streptophyta; Magnoliopsida; Poales; Poaceae
Exons: 3
Coding region: 113-688 (191 amino acids)
Biological process (GO): xylem development
Source: RefSeq, marked validated
AUCCCAUAUUCCCAUCCGGAAAACAAAGCAGCACCAGCACAACAGAUCGAUAGCAAGAGCUGCCGCUGCAACUCCUACUGUUUCUUCCGGCCGGGCACUACCGGUCAGAACAAUGGAUAACAAAUCAGCCUCCUCCUCGUGCGUCAUCACCCCGGCGGCCACGUCCACCAUGUCAUCAGCCGGCGGCGAGAGCAGCUGGGCCGUGCACAUCGCGAACUUCCUGGCCUCCAUGCCGCAAGACGACAUCGCAACGACGGAUGAUCCGCAAGCGGCGGUCUCUGGCGGCGGCGGCAGCUUCUCUUCUUCCUUCGAUUCCUUUGGCGACGCCGACGCCUCCUCCUUUAUCACGUCUCAGCUCAUGUGCGGCGGCGACGACGACGAGUCCCUACAGGACACCGCCUGCUCUUCUGCAGCUGGCCAAAAGAUGGCUACCAUGGAGAGUUUCGGCUUGAAGCAAAUGGCAGCCAUGGAUGGCGCGAAAGAGUCCAACAUGCCCCACCACCUGCAGCUCAUGGCCAAGUACGUGGAAGCUGUGGGUUCAAAACAGCAGGUGACUGGCGUGGGGGAUCAACAAGCCAUCAACAGUUCAAGUAAUAGCGAGAAGGCGCUGCUGUGUGAGAGCAAUGAGCUGAGGAAGAGAGGGCUUUGCUUGGUCCCUAUCUCUAUGUUGAUAGACUAUCUCGGAUGAUUCUUUCUCAUGUAUAGUAUACCACCAGCAGUAUAUUCAAUACAGCGCGCUGUUAUGGUUCAUA